AAGACCCUUAAUUUCUGGGUAGUACCAGAUUGUUUUAGUUGAAAGAGGCAUUGAUGGUGCAACCAACAAGUUAUCUGUACUUAUCUUUUACUAUAUAUAUUUAAGUCCUCAUUUCUUGCCUCAGUCUUACUUUCAGAAAACCAUAGCUUACGAGUAGUACAAAGCUACCAGUGAACCUUGUAAACUUCUUAGCUUGAGCGACCCAAAUGGCUUCUCUAUGUUACUCUGAAAUCCUGCUAGUAGUCUUAUGUUUUCUUUGCCUUCUCUUCUGGGGAACCCGCCGUGGGAUUCCAUGGAACUGGCCGCUACUUGGAAUGUUGCCCUCUCUUCUUCGUAAAGUCGGGCGGAUUCAUGAUAGUUGCACCGAUCUUCUAGGCCAAACCGGUGGUACUUUCCUCUUGAAAGGCCCUUGGUUUUCUAAUAUGGACAUGUUGGCUACAGCAGAUCCGGCCAACAUACACUACAUCAUGAGUGCCAACUUUUCAAAUUUUCCUAAAGGUCCUCAGUUCCUAAAGAUGUUUGAUUUUUUGGGAGAUGGGAUCUUCAAUUCAGAUGGAGAUGCGUGGCGGAACCAGAGGAGACUUGCUCAAUUGCAGAUUGGUCACCACCGUUUCCACCGGUGUUUGGUCAAGACGAGCCAGGAUAAGGUGGAGAAAGGAUUGAUCCCAAUUCUUGAGCAUGUGGCCAAAGGUGGCCAAGUUGUUGAUUUGCAAGACGUGUUCCAAAGGUUUACCUUUGAUACCACUUGCAUAUUGGUUACUGGCUAUGACCCUGGCUGCCUCUCAUCUGAACUUCUCGAUGUUCCUUUCUCGAAGGCCAUGGACGAUGCUGAGGAAACAGUAUUCACUCGCCAUGUAGUGCCCCAAAGCAUUUGGAAGUUCCAAAGGUGGCUAGGAAUAGGACAAGAGAAGAAAUUGAGCAAGGCUUGCAAGACUCUAGACCAUGUCAUAGCUAAAUACAUCGCAAUGAAGAAAGAUGAACUCAGCAAUGGUAUAGAUUUGAAAGAACAGGAAGAAGGUGUCGAUCUACUAACAUCAUAUCUACAAGAAGACGAGAUGAUGGGAGGAUUGAAAAGCAACGAUAAGUUCUUACGAGACACCGUUCUUAAUUUUAUGAUUGCGGGGCGAGACACCACUAGUUCAGCUCUCACAUGGUUUGUCUGGCUAGUUUCAACGCACCCAGACGUUGAAGCAAAGAUCAGAGAAGAACUCAAAUCGGUUAUACCGGAAGAAGAGGAAAGCAACAAAUGGAGGCUGUUCAAGGCAGAAGAAGUGGGCAAGCUAGUUUAUUUGCACAGUGCACUUUGUGAGUCUUUAAGGCUCUAUCCACCGGUUCCGUUCCAGCACAAAGAGCCUCUUCAACCAGAUAUCCUUCCUAGCGGCCACCCUGUUCAUCCGAAGAUGAAGGUAAUGUUCUCCCUUUAUGCAAUGGGGAGGAUGAAGUUUAUAUGGGGAGAGGACUGCUUGGAGUUCAGGCCAGAAAGAUGGAUUUCUGAUCGGGGAACGAUCAAGCACGAGCCAGCAUACAAGUUCUUGGCAUUCAAUGCAGGGCCGAGGACUUGCCUGGGAAAGGAAGUGGCUUUCACUCAGAUGAAGGUGGUAGCCGCGGCUAUAAUCCACAACUACCAUGUUCAAUUGGUGGAAAGGCACGUUGUGGCUCCUAAUGUUUCUAUAAUCCUCUAUAUGAAGCAUGGGUUAAGGGUCAGGGUUACCGAAAGGUGGUCUUAGGGUGUGAGUGCGGGUACCACGGCUCGGACCCUUGACAUGGCAAAUGACACCACAACAGUGCCACCACAAGGGAAACCAAAGCUUUGGUCAAAAGGUGGUCUUAAGUACAGUACUACUAGGGUGUUUUAUCUGUGUCUCUCUGUUUUUUUUCCCCCUUCAGAAUGUUUGAGAAUUUAAUAAAUGAUCCCUUAUUUUC
Messenger RNA from Rhododendron vialii, 1923 nucleotides. RefSeq names its product alkane hydroxylase MAH1-like. Gene Ontology annotation, molecular function: oxidoreductase activity, acting on paired donors, with incorporation or reduction of molecular oxygen; monooxygenase activity; iron ion binding. The record is from RefSeq and is a predicted model, not a curated record. The transcript has a single exon. Lineage: Eukaryota; Viridiplantae; Streptophyta; Magnoliopsida; Ericales; Ericaceae. The coding region runs from base 207 to 1727 and encodes 506 amino acids.